Messenger RNA from Funneliformis mosseae, 1146 nucleotides. The record is from the annotation of a GenBank genome assembly. Lineage: Eukaryota; Fungi; Glomeromycota; Glomeromycetes; Glomerales; Glomeraceae.
AUGAAUACCGAACAAGCAGCAGCAGCUUACUUUAACCAAACGGGAGCUUUUGUUCAAGCCCAGCCGCAACAACAAUCAACACCACAGCCUAUUCGUCUUGCGCAUCCUACCACUUAUCACUUGCAACAAACUCAAUUGAGAAAUCAGAAGCAAAUCACUAGCGAUGGUGCACCACCAACUCCCAACAAUUCCUACCAGUCUAAAAAUACUCUUUCAAACAAUUCUUUUUCUAAAACGGACUCUCCGGACCUUAGUCAAGAAAUGGACUUUGAUAAUUCAAACACAGUGAUGUCCCCAAUUUCAAAUACACCAUCCCUUGGUUCUCCACCUACUCAUCCUGACGCCUUUGACCCUGACGAUUUCGGACGAUCUUAUAAACCAACUUCUCAUUUAGAAAGUGGGUCACCUUUUGGGGAGUCGCCUGGUAAUGCUUCAAUUUAUUCUUACGGUGCUGACAACUUAGACUACUCGUAUCUUGAAGAAUUUAGUCCAAUGAGCGCUCCUACUACUACUUCUGCAAUAGGUCCAAUGGAUGUCAAGUCAAACAUGAACAAUUCAAAUACAAAAUUCUUCAGACAUCCUCACAACAGUUUCGGUGCUCAAAUCAGCAUGUCUCUACCAGUGCAACUUGGAAAUGAAUGGUUCGGAAGUUUAGAUACCAAUAACUUCCAACCUGGCGCUCACCCAAGCUCAUUGCAAUAUCCUGCUACUGGUGAAAAUAUGCAGUUGAUGGCUUCUGGUUAUUUGGAUUCCGAUGAAAAUGAUAGUGCUCAAAAACAGGCUUUAUUAUAUGAGAAAAGGCGUCGCCGACGCGAGUCGCACAAUGCCGUUGAACGUCGUCGCCGAGAUAACAUUAACGAAAAAAUCCAAGAACUGUCAACUUUAUUACCAGACUUAUAUAUUGAUUCCGCUAAUAAACCCAAUAAAGGAGUGAUUCUUCGCAAAUCCGUUGAUUACAUCCGACAUCUUAAACAGUUGGUAGAACAACAUAAGAAUCGCAAUGUAGAGUUGGAAUCCAGAGUUCGGGAAUUAUCAAGCUCAGGAAUACCUAUUGAUAGUAAUUCCGGUUCGACUUCAAGCAGAAUGGAUUUGAACAAUUCAUCAUCAAUUGGUGGCCUUUCUGGAUCUCCUCAUAAUAUGUCAUAA